GACUGUUGGACAGAAAGGCAACGGACAGAUGCUCCUCACAACGCACAGCAGAGACUUCUCCAUAGAGACCAGUCAGGCAGGAGAUACUGGAGGCUAAAGCGGCUGGACAGUGGAUGAACUGACUAGACUGGACAAUGGUCAGAGCACACGCAGGAAAUCAGAAUAGUGAUCCUCAGUAUUUAAGGAGAGUUACAGCAGCCUUGGAGUAGCACUAGGCAGUAAGAGCUGGAGACGGAGCAGUCUGUUCUCUACGAGUCUACAGUAAGCCCAGUUACACAAAUAAGGGGACAUCACCUGUUGCAGUGUGGGUCUUUGAGUAACUGGGUAACUUUGAUGUGUGUUAUACGCUGUGGAACACUGAGACAUAGAGAUGACUGGAGCUCUCUUGUCUGGGCUUCUGCUCUGUUGCAUAGUGGUGCUGUGUGAAUGUGAGCCAACACAACCGGGGCCAGACAAAGGAGAGAUGGACUCAGGUGAGGGCAGUCUGGUCCAUCAAACAUCAGACUGGGUGUUCCAGCUGGUCAACGUAUCCCUGGACCUCUCCCAGGCAGAGAGCUUCUGCAGCGGCCAGUUCAGCUCCCUCACCACCCUGGGCCAGCCUGAAGAUGAGGAGGGAACCCUGGCGCUCCAGAGGCAGGCAGGCCUGCAUGGACCCAUGUGGGUCAGGGACCCCAACAGACCAAUGAGCAGGCCUCUGGCACUAGCCAAACAGUACAUGCUCUUCCAAGCCCUGAACUUUCCCAGGGAUUCUCAGGAGGGCUACGGUCGUGUCAACAUGAUGUUCCCGGCCCUGCCAGCGGUGAGCGUGUGUGUCCGCGUGCAGUGGGACCCCCAGUGGGACCAGGUGUCCACCAUGUACUCCUACGCCGCACCUGUCUUCACCAAUGAGUUCCAGCUGCGCGGGCAGGUGGACAGAACAGGACGCAUACUGCUGGCGCUCAUUGUCCACGGGCAGCACUUCCCCUACAAGGCCUCCUUCCUCAACGAUGGGGCCUGGCACCACCUCUGUGUUACUUGGCGCAAGGCUGACGGCCACUGGGCCAUCUAUGUGGACGGGGAGAGAGGGGCCAUGGGCUCAAGGACUAACACCCCCAGGGACAUACAUGGAGAGGGCAUACUUAUCCUGGGGCAGGACCAGGACUCAUUUGGAGGGAACUUCACUGAACCCUUCGUAGGGAAUAUCACAGAUCUGAAUGUCUGGGACACAUCCUUGGAGCAGAGGCAGUUCCGUGCCCUGGACGGCUGCUCACCUUUGACCCAGAAAGCUAUAUUUACCUGGAGUAAUGAUAAUAUGACCCGUCACCCAGUGGUAAAAGAGGUGUCAGCCAAUCUGUUCUGCCCAGGGGUCCACAGGCAGAGGGAGAUGCAGGGCUGCAGGGCUCUAGAGGGCUGGUCUAGCCAACAGCUCCCCUUGUACAGCUCUGCAGACUGCUCCACCACACUCCCCUUCAUCUGCAGGACCAGCAGGGAGCGCUAUGUUAAGAUGAAGGGGUUGAGUGAGUUACAGAGCUCCCAUCCCAGUCCCUUCAUGAACCUCCUCAUGCAGCUCUCCAAUGGAACACAGGGUGUGGAGGGUGUGAUUGGGGAGCAGUCAGGGGGUCAGAUGAGCUGGGGUCAGGUGUCCAGUCUGCUCAACAUGUCCAGGCAGGCCCUGGAAGACACCAAAGAGGGGCUGCAGCCUAGAGACAUGCUGUCCCUGGUCCAACUGCUAGUGCGGGCUGCAGACGUGCCCACAGACAUGGCCACGGAGGGGAACCACAGCCGGGCCACCAACAGCGCUGGGGAGCUCAGCCACACCUUCAUCACUGUGGCUGACAGCAUCAUCAGCCAGGACAACGUCCCCAAGUGGCAGGCCAUCAAACAGGUGGUGAGUGGACCGAUGACUGUGGUCAGGAGUAUUGACCGCAUGGUGACCAGUCUGAGCACUCGGCUGAUGGCAGAAACCGACCAUCUGCUCAUUCACAGCUCCAGCAUCAAGCUGGAGGUCCAGCAGAAGCGUCUGGGAGAGGAAUCCAGUGGGUCUAAGUUCUGUGGUCCAGUGGUGGACAGCAACACCAACAUAGACUGCAUCUCAGUCCCCAUACAGAACAUGCAGGAUCUCCAUGACAAUGGCUUCCAGAUGGUGACUGUGGUGAACACAUGGUACAGUUCCCUGCGGCCUCUCUUCAACUCACAAGAGAACAUCACCAUGUUUCCCAUCGUCACCGAUGGCAUCCAGAGAUACCUGGGCACCAUCCUGGGCUCUUCUGUCAUCUCUACUACAGUCCUGGGUGACGGACAGCCUGUCAGCAUGGCUGUACGCUUCCAGCUCCAACAUAGAGCUCGGAAUCCUGUAGGGACCGUGUAUGACCCAGUCUGUGCAUUCUGGGACUUUGAUCUGAUGCCAGAGGCAGAGGGGUGGUGGUCUACUAGAGGAUGUGAGGUCAUCUCUAAACAAUACGACUCCACUGUCUGCUUCUGCAACCACACCACCAACUUUGCCCUGCUGAUGCAAGUCUAUGAAGUCCAGAGGAGCCCAGAGAAUGAAAAAGCCCUCCAGGUGAUGACGUUCAUCGGCUGUGGAGUGUCCCUGUGUGGCCUACUCUUCACCUUCAUCCUCUUCAUUGCUGUAGGAGUUCCUAAGUCUGACCGCACCACUGUCCAUAAGAACCUGAUCGUGGCUCUGGGAAUAGCUGAGCUGCUGCUAAUGUGCAGUGACUGGGCCUCUGCUAACGAGGGGGCGUGUCUGGUGGUGACAGCCCUGCUGCACUUUUUCUUCAUGGCCUCCUUCUCCUGGAUGCUGGUGGAGGGGCUGCUGCUGUGGAGUAAGGUGGUGUCUGUCAACAUCAGCGAGGACCGGAGGAUGAAGAUGUACUAUUCCAUCGGCUGGGGUCUACCUGUUGUGAUUGUUGGUGUAACCUUGACGAUAUCCUUGGACAAGUACAAAGCAGACAAUCACUGCUGGCUCAAUGUGGAGACUGAUAUGAUUUGGGCUUUUGUGGGACCUGUUCUAUUUAUCUUGGUUGUCAAUGCAGUGGUGCUUUGCCGGGUAGUCAUAGUGACAGUGUCCAGCGCUCGUCGUCGCGCAAAGAUGCUCACUCCCAGUUCGGCAUCUAAACUCCAUACCUUCGACCUGACCUGGGCUGUGACGCGACCAGUCCUUAUUCUCCUUCCAGUGCUGGGCCUUACCUGGCUGUGUGGAGUCCUGGUGCACCUAUCCAUGAUGGUGGCCUAUGUCUUCAUCGCUCUCAAUGCUUUCCAGGGCCUGUACAUAUUCCUGGUGUAUGCGGUUUACAAUAGUGAGGUGAGGAAUGCCAUAAAGAGGAUCAAAGAGAAGAGGAAAGCCUUGUCUUUCACGAACUGUUCCCAGCCAAUCAGCUUUCUGCCGUCCCAGAGGGGUCCAGCCCAGAUGUGGACCCAGAGUCUGCCACCUCCCUCCAGCCCAGAGACCAGCGACAUCUCAGGCCCCGGCAGCACCACCUCCACCUCACUGGUCAUCAAGAGCGAGAGUUUUGGAAAAGAAAGUAGUUUCUCCUUGAAACCUGCAUCAGGAAACCAGGUGGUUCAACUGACUGCUUUCAAGCCCUCAGGCUGCUGAUGGAAUGUUUGGAAUUGGACACAAAGGCACAUUUAUCAUAUAACCUGGUGGGAAGAAAGCGGAAUUGCACAGUGGAUACCACAAACAGAUACACACAAUAGAUGCAUCCUCUCUCAUACAAAUAUUGUAGAUGGUGUAAAUAGACACACACUCAAAAACUGCACAUAUAGAAUACACACACACAGAGCAUGUGAAGCAGGAAGUGUUUUUUUAGGGCGACAGCUCCUCCUCCACCACAGUGUCCCAUUCCCAGGGUCAGGAACCAUCUGCUGUUUAGGAAAUCGCUGUUCCAGAGAGGCAACACAACAUUUGUCGUGUGCAUACAGACUUCAGUUUCAUUCUCUUUUGCUGAGUGGCUUAUCACACCUUCAGUCUUUUUUUUACAGUCAUCUUUUUGUGUAUGUGUCAUUUUGGUUUUUACAGACAUAACUAGACAGUAGACGUUACUGUUUUUACAGACAUAACUAGACAGUAGAUGUUACUGUUUUUACAGACAUAACUAAACAGUAGAUGUUACUGAUUUUACAGACAUAACUAGACAGUAGACAUGACUGUUUUUACAGACAUAACUAGACAGUAGACGUUACUGUUUUUACAGACAUAACUAGACAGUAGACAUGACUGUUUUUACAGACAUAACUAGACAGUAGACAUGACUGUUUUUACAGACAUAACUAGACAGUAGAUGUUACUGUUUUUACAGACAUAACUAGACAGUAGACAUGACUGUUUUUACAGACAUAACUAGACAAUAGACAUGACUGUUUUUACAGACAUAACUAGACAGUAGACAUUACUGUUUUUACAGACAUAACUAGACAGUAGACAUGACUGUUUUUACAGACAUAACUAGACAGU
Oncorhynchus keta (chum salmon) is the source of this 4435-nucleotide messenger RNA. RefSeq names its product adhesion G protein-coupled receptor D2 (gene adgrd2). The transcript has 26 exons. Gene Ontology annotation, cellular component: membrane. The record is from RefSeq and is a predicted model, not a curated record. Gene Ontology annotation, molecular function: G protein-coupled receptor activity. Lineage: Eukaryota; Metazoa; Chordata; Actinopteri; Salmoniformes; Salmonidae. Gene Ontology annotation, biological process: cell surface receptor signaling pathway; adenylate cyclase-activating G protein-coupled receptor signaling pathway. Bases 371 to 3577 code for a protein of 1068 amino acids.